GCAGGAGCGUCGCCGGCAUCGCGGCCUAGGGAGCAAUGGCGGCCGCUUCAAAGGGCCGCGGGGUGGCGGGAAAAACGUGGCCCAGUGGCCUCGUAGUGACCAACGCGGCCAGGAGGGAGAUGGGGUUCCCUAGCCUCUGCCUUCCGCAGAAGACCAGCUGUGGCUUUACAAAUGCCUCUUUGCCCCUUGAAGGCCACUCCAAGAGUAAAAUGGACAACGAUAGCGAUGAGGAUGUGGUGGACUUGGCAGCAAAUUCUCUCUUGAACAAGCUAAUCCGGCAGUCCCUGGUAGAAUCCAGUCACCACGUCGAAGUGUUGCAGAAGGAUCCCAGAUCGCCGCUCUACUCGGUGAAAACAUUUGAAGAGCUGCACCUAAAGCAAGAGCUACUAAGAGGGAUCUACGCAAUGGGGUACAACAGACCCUCCAAAAUCCAGGAGAUGGCCCUGCCCAUGAUGCUGGCCUGUCCGCGCCAGAACCUCAUCGCCCAGAGCCAGUCCGGGACGGGGAAGACCGCGGCCUUUGUCUUGGCCAUGCUGAGCCGCGUUAGCGCCGAUAAGAAGUUCCCACAGUGCCUUUGCUUGUCUCCAACUUACGAGCUGGCCAUGCAGACCGGACAGGUAGUCGAGCGGAUGGGACAGUUCUGCGUCAAUAUCAAUGUGAUGUAUGCUGUCCGCGGGAAUCGAGUUUCCAGGGCUUUGGGCAUAACCCAGCAGAUUGUGAUCGGGACUCCCGGGACCCUGCUCGACUGGUGCUUCAAGUGGAAGCUGAUAGAUUUGACUAAGAUCCGCGUGUUCGUCCUGGAUGAAGCGGAUGUGAUGAUUGACACCCAGGGGUUCUCCGACCAGAGCAUCCGCAUUCAGAGAGCUCUGCAGCCAGGAUGCCAAAUGCUCCUGUUCUCCGCCACCUUCGAGGAUUUCGUGUGGCAGUUCGCCGAGCGCAUCAUCCCCGAACCCAACGUGAUCAAGCUGCGCACGGAGGAGCUGACCCUGGACAACAUCAGGCAGUUCUACGUCCUGUGCAAGCACAGGAGCGACAAGUACCGCGCUCUAUGCAACAUCUACGGCAGCAUCACCAUCGGGCAGGCCAUCAUAUUUUGCCAGACUCGUCAGAUUGCCAAGUGGUUAACGGUGGAGAUGAUGGAAGAUGGACACCAGGUGUCUUUGCUGAGCGGAGAGCUGACCGUCGAGCAGCGGGCCGCCAUCAUUCAGCGGUUCCGUGACGGGAAGGAGAAGGUCCUCAUAACCACCAACGUCUGUGCCCGAGGAAUUGACGUAAAGCAGGUCACGAUUGUCGUGAACUUUGACCUCCCUUUGAAUCAAGAUUACGAACCCAACUACGAAACCUACCUCCACCGCAUCGGCCGGACCGGGCGCUUUGGGAAACGGGGGCUGGCCUUCAACAUGAUCGAAGUGGACAAGCUGCCCUUGCUCAUGAAGAUCCAGGAGCAUUUCAAAAGCCAGAUUAAGGAGCUGGACCCCGAGGACAUGGAUGAAAUUGAGAAGAUAGAGAAUUAAGAGGGGAGAGUUCGGGGGUGAGGAGGGCAGGAGGGAGGGAGUCUCCGAGAGGAGGAAGUGGGCUUGGUUGGAGUUAAUUUUACAGGAAAAUUCCUUAUGUUUCAUGACGUUUGCCCGAG
Molecule: messenger RNA, 1633 nt
Organism: Tachyglossus aculeatus (Australian echidna)
Lineage: Eukaryota; Metazoa; Chordata; Mammalia; Monotremata; Tachyglossidae
Gene: DDX25
Product: DEAD-box helicase 25
Exons: 12
Coding region: 36-1514 (492 amino acids)
Biological process (GO): poly(A)+ mRNA export from nucleus
Cellular component (GO): cytoplasmic stress granule; nucleus
Molecular function (GO): RNA binding; RNA helicase activity; ATP binding
Source: RefSeq, a predicted model, not a curated record